This is a messenger RNA of Melospiza melodia melodia, 4239 nucleotides long. RefSeq names its product INSC spindle orientation adaptor protein (gene INSC). The record is from RefSeq and is a predicted model, not a curated record. The transcript is spliced from 13 exons. Gene Ontology annotation, molecular function: cytoskeletal adaptor activity; protein binding. NCBI's taxonomy places the organism in Eukaryota, Metazoa, Chordata, Aves, Passeriformes, Passerellidae. Gene Ontology annotation, biological process: apical protein localization; establishment of mitotic spindle orientation; regulation of asymmetric cell division. The coding region runs from base 226 to 1821 and encodes 531 amino acids. Gene Ontology annotation, cellular component: apical cortex.
GCUGAGAGCGCUUUCUUUAAGGUCCUUUUUAGUCUUCAGGAACAUUUAAGUAGAUGAAUGAAGAGAGGAUUUAUGCUAGUUUCCCUUCAUUUUUGUUGACUCUGCCUGCUUUUUUAUAACUUUUGUCUCCUGCAACAAAAUCUUUUCAGCUCUUGGGGCUUGCUGAAUAUAUAAUCACAAGCUGAUUCCAGCCCAUGGAGAAGUGCACAUGAGAACAGGAUAAAUAUGGCUUUUAAGGGCGAGGACCACUUAGAUUCCCUUUCCUUCCCAGUUCAGCGCAUGCACCUAAUCCAGGUGGACUCUGUUCAGCGAUGGAUGGAGGACCUGAAGCUGAUGACAGACUGUGAAUGUAUGUGCAUUCUCCAGUCCAAGCCCAUCAGCAUUGAGAAGGAUGAACAAAAUGAACUCAUCCUCUCCUCACAGUACAGCACUUGUGAUAACUUGCAGCUCCUGCUGAAGAGAGCUUGGAUCAUCAGCACUGAGCUGACCAGGAUUGCUCAGAAGCUGGAGAAGAACAGGUGGCAGAGGGUCCACAGCAUGACAGUGAGAGUCAACUGCCACGUGCACUCCAUGAUAAACGAGUACAACACCUCCUCCAGGAGCUCUUCAGAGGAAAUGCACCAGCUUGAAAAACUCUUAAUAGACAAGUGUUCAGAAUUUACAGCAUUCACAGAAAGGUGCUUACAGACUGAAGAUGAAGAGAUACUGAAGUCCAUGAAAUCUUGUGUUAACGAAACACUCACGACCGUGGCCCAAUAUUUUGGCCAGUUGAUAGAGCUGGUUUUAACACAAGAGGCACAGAACCUGCUGAGGCAGAUAGAGCUCUCUGGCAGCCUGUACGUGACAGAGUCGGCCAUCAGCAGUUUGUUCAGCCUUGCCCAGGAAGGGGCUCGCCUCUGCCGCAUCAUAGCCAAGGAAGGAGGUGUUGUUGUUCUCUUCAAGAUCUGUCGCCAGGAUUGUUUCAGGUGCCUUUAUCCCCAGACCCUGAGAACGCUGGCAUCAAUUUGCUGUGUAGAGGAAGGGAUGCACCAGCUGGAAAAGGUGGAUGGGAUACUGUGCCUGGCUGACAUCCUCACUGAUACCAGCCAUUCUGAAGCCACCCAUGCAGAAGCAGCAGCAGUAAUUGCCCAGAUCACAUCUCCACAUCUCACAUUCACUCAGCAUCUCAGCAGCUUCCUGGAAAAUAUGGAAGAAAUUGUGACAGCACUUGUCAAACUGUGCCAAGAAGCCUCAUCAGGUGAAGUUUUCCUGCUGGCUUCAGCAGCUCUUGCCAACAUCACUUUCUUUGAUACCAUGGCUUGUGAAAUAUUGCUCCAGUUAAAUGCAAUGAAGAUUCUCCUGGCAGCGUGCUCAGACAAACACAUAGUGGAUACUCCAUAUUCCCGGGAUCAGGUGGUAACAAUAUUGGCAAACAUGUCUGUGUUGGACCAGUGUGCUUCAGAAAUCAUUCAAGGAAAUGGUGUUCAGCUUUUAAUGGAGAUGCUCUUUGAGAAAUCCUCCUCUGGAAACCCAGCAGAAGCUGCAGCUUGUGAGCGAGUGCAGCAGAAAUCUGCGGUGACCCUGGCACGGCUCAGCCGGGAUCCCGAGGUGGCAGAGGCAGCUGUAAAACUCAGCUGUAUUCCUCGCCUGAUUAAACUUUGCAGAUCACCAACAGAAAGAAAUAACAGUGAUUCUGUCUUAGUGGCAUGUCUGGCAGCCCUGAGGAGACUGGCAGUGAUGAGUCCUGAUGGGCUGGAGGAUUCAGAUUUUCAGCAGCUGGUAAAGCCCAGACUCGUGGAUUCUUUUCUGCUGUGCACAAAUAUGGAAGAGAGCUUUGUAUAAAUGGGAGCCAAAAACCUUUGAACAAUGAUGAAGGUGAUGGGUACACAGUAAGAUAGCACAUGUACAAUUUUAUUUUGGUUUAGUCCUAUUGUUAUUUAUGACUUAUUUAUUCUAAACCCAUGAACAUGUGGUUUGUCAGAGCAAAGGCAGAAAACUUGUUACUGUGGUUUGCAAAGGUAAUUUUUUAUUUCAUUUUCCUGCCAAGACACACAAUACCUUAUCAUUGCCAUCUAGCAAAAUGUUUUGUUUAAUAUAGUUGAAUUAAGGUAAUGAAGCCAAGAACUUUUUGCUCUGAUGUUAAAUGCUUCUGAUGAUGUUUUUUCACUGAUAUUUUUCUAUAGUUAGGACAUUUUGUAGUUUUUUUAAGAAAUGUUUUAGCCUCACCUGUAUUAGGAGAAAAAUAAUCCUAAAAGCUGCAAGUAUAUACUUUGAAAUGAAAGGGAUGUUACAGUCUGAGUCCAGUUCUUAACUGUUAUAUUUUAAUAGAAUUUUGUAACUGAGGGAAAAAUUACCAAAAAAUGUUCAAAGACUGGCUUCAAAUGAUGCUUGAAUACAUUCUUAGGCUGUAUAAAGAUGUGUUCCAUCAGAGGAUACACAAUAACAGAAAGCUCUUUAUUUACAUUGACUGAAAUUUCCUAAAGAAAUCCAUAGAAUUCUAGAAAAAUCUUGGAUGGUGUAUGUUUUAUCUCAUAAUGUAAAAUUUUCCUCCUAUGAUUUAAAACCAUUACACAGUGACAAUUUUCUCUCCUUUCCAAGCCUUACAAGAACUGGAAGUGGUAAUGUCCAGACAUGUUUUUACCAUUCAAGCUACUGUUUUUGUGAAAAGUUGUUCACACCUAUACUAAAUAACCUGAAGAGUUUAAUUAAUUGUAACUUGAAUUUUCAUUUUUCUGGCUUGCUAACUAGUUCUGUAUUUUUAAAACUUUAAUGGGACUCUUAGGAGCUGUGGGAGUUGAGAAAUGGAUGAUAAGCUAAAUAACAGAUGUUAUUUUGAAAUCAACUUUUUUUUUCCAUGAGCAUUCUUCUUAAUUCUUUCUUUUUCCUUUCAUUGAAAAACUACAUCUAUUGAAAAUUACUCAACCAACAAUAUCUGGUGGUGGUUUUUUUUUUCCUUGAUUUUUCUCAAAGCACUCUGUAGAUUAUGAAUAAAGUUGUAAUUUUUUUUUCAUGGCUUCCAAACAUUGCUUUGGAUCAUUUUAUGAGCAGCAACAUCAAGGUUCUAGGAUAUCUGCCAAAACCCCCCCACAUUCUUUUCUUGCUGUAUUUUGUAGAUAUAUUAAGCAGCUUAAUUAAUUAAUGUUUCUUUAGUGUUAUGUGGUGUUUGGACGAAAAGCACCAGGAAAUUGUGAAGCUGUGAUUGCCUUCCACAUCUUCUGUAUAUAAGAAACCUUCAAGCAGUGAGACAAAGGUGGUUACUUUUUUCUCCCUUGAUUUUAUGAGUUAAGAAGUCUCUGCCUUAAUGUCUUUCUUGUGACUUCUCCAUAUAAUCAGCUCUAUCUUGACUGAAUUUUAAAACCUUACAAAAAUUACAAUAACCUCUGUCAUGAGCAGCUAUUCAAAGGAAAGUGUUGGAUCAGAUGUUCUAGUAAGCACAGAGAUGAAUUCUGAUUUUUUGCUUAUUUUGAGACAACUUCUUAAGUUUCCAAGAUUGUUAAAAUGCAUGGUACUGUAAAGCUUUAAAAGUAUUGUAUUAUUGAUGGACUUCAACAUUUUUCUUCCUAAGCAGAAAUACAUGUGUGAGCCAUGGUUGUCUUGGUAGAAACAAUAAAUUAAUAAAUUUCAUAAAAAAACCUAAUAAAAAAAUCUUGUUAUCAUUAUGAUAGCAUGGCAGUCCCUGAUAAAACACAUCAAAUUCUGUACUAAAUUUCUGUACAGAACUUCAUUCUGUCAGCUUCAGCUAACAGCAGAGAUCGGAGUUUCUAGAUGGAGUAGGGUUUAUCCCAUAAUAGGUAAAUUUAAAAUCUCAUUUAAAGAAAUUUUCCACACAUGCAUAGUGAACUGAAAGAGCUAUUAAGAAGAUGCCAUCAUGGCUCAUAAUGUUUUAAUGUAAUUUCUAACAGAUCAAUCAAAUAUUCAGUGAGCAGGUUGGUAACAACUAAUUUUCUCUUAAAUACAGGAAUGUGAACCCACAUUGAUUGAAUUUACUACAGAUACUCUCAAUCUGCAAUAUGGGUCCAUAAUUCUAGGCCCAUAUUUUCCAUUUAAAUGUGUUCAUAUUACAGAUGUGGCUGUUUAUAUUACAGAAGAAGAGUACUUUUAGGUGAAACUCCUAUUUGCAGCAGAAAAUAUAUCUUGAAAGAGCCAUUUCAGCUGAUCUCUUGUCACCUAAGUGUCCUCAAAAGCAUUUUAGGCUUUGAUUUUUUCUCCUAGAGCUGUGCACUUUAUUUUGGUAUAUGCUAAAGUUUAUGGGAAAAUAAA